This is a messenger RNA of Cyclopterus lumpus (lumpfish), 1444 nucleotides long. RefSeq names its product RNA 3'-terminal phosphate cyclase (gene rtca). NCBI's taxonomy places the organism in Eukaryota, Metazoa, Chordata, Actinopteri, Perciformes, Cyclopteridae. Gene Ontology annotation, cellular component: nucleus. Gene Ontology annotation, biological process: RNA processing. Bases 197 to 1309 code for a protein of 370 amino acids. Gene Ontology annotation, molecular function: RNA-3'-phosphate cyclase activity. The record is from RefSeq and is a predicted model, not a curated record. The transcript has 11 exons.
AGUGGUUCCGUUUAAGUGUUUGGUCUAACUUGACAGAGAGAAGUUCUCGAAGAAGAAGAAUCUCAAACAGAAGAAGAAGAAGCAGCAGCAGCAGCAGAAUAACCUCAAACAGAAGAAGAACAAGAACCCGAAUAAUCUGAAACAGAAGGAGCUGAAGCAGCAGCAGCAGCAGAAGAAGAAGAAGAAGAAGAAGAAGAUGGAGAUGGAGAUGGAGAUGGAGUCCUCCGCGGUGGAGAUCGACGGCAGCGUGAUGGAGGGAGGAGGACAGAUCCUGCGGGUUUCCGCGGCGCUCAGCUGCAUCACCGGGUCCUCCAUCAACAUCAGCAAAGUCCGAGCCGGCAGGAGCACACCGGGGCUCAGACCACAGCACCUGAGCGGCCUGCAGCUGGUCUCAGAUCUGUGUUCUGGCAGUCUGCAGGGAGCCGCCAUCGGUUCCACCGACAUCAGUCUGACUCCAGGAAAGAUCCAGUCUGGAAACCACACGGCCGACACAGAGACCGCUGGGAGUGUGUGUCUGCUGCUGCAGGUCGCUCUGCCAUGUGCUCUGUACUCUGACGCCUCCUCACAGCUCAUUCUGAAGGGAGGAACGAACGCAGAGAUGGCUCCUCAGAUCGACUACACCGUCAAGGUGUUUAAACCGAUGGUGGAGAGGUUUGGAGUCCAUUUUGACUGUGACAUCAGAAUGAGGGGGUACUACCCUAAAGGUGGAGGGGAGGUGAUGGUGACGGUGAACCCCGUCAAAGAGCUACAGCCCGUCGUCAUGACGGAGAGAGGAAACAUCACCAAGAUCUACGGCCGGGCCUUUGUUGCUGGAGUCCUGCCCUACAAACUGGCUAAAGACAUGUCUGCUGCUGCGGUUCGAACCAUCAGAAAGGAAAUCAAAGAGCUGUACAUCAACAUCCCGGCGCUGCAGGAGAAGGAGAAGGCCUGCGGCAACGGCAACGGCAUCAUAAUAAUUGCCGAGUCGUCGACAGGUUGUGUGUUUGCAGGUUCGGCUCUGGGGAAGAAAGGUGUGUAUGUAGAUAAAAUUGGUAUUGAAGCUGCCGAGAUGUUGCUGAGGAACAUCCGACACAACGGCUGUGUGGACGAGUUCCUGCAGGACCAGCUCAUCAUCUUCAUGGCGUUGGCGAAGGGAACGUCUCGGAUUCGAACCGGCGCUGUGACGCUGCACACGCAGACGGCCAUUCACAUCGCAGAGCAGCUGACUCAGGCAAAGUUCACAAUAACAAAGUCUGAGGACGAACUGAGCAGCGACGACACCUUCAUCAUCGAGUGUGAAGGAUCAGGAGCCGUUAACAAACACCUGUAGACACACACCUGUAGACGCACACUGAACACGCACACCUGUAGUCACACACUCUCCAGCUGCUCGGCCCCAUGACCUUCAGCUUCUGUCUCAGGGUGUUUCCUUAAAACUGUAAUAAAUAAACAACUGUUUCUGUUU